Molecule: messenger RNA, 948 nt
Organism: Budorcas taxicolor (takin)
Lineage: Eukaryota; Metazoa; Chordata; Mammalia; Artiodactyla; Bovidae
Product: olfactory receptor 14A16-like
Exons: 1
Coding region: 1-948 (315 amino acids)
Biological process (GO): G protein-coupled receptor signaling pathway
Cellular component (GO): membrane
Molecular function (GO): olfactory receptor activity; G protein-coupled receptor activity; odorant binding
Source: RefSeq, a predicted model, not a curated record
AUGACUGAGAAAUUAACCAACGCUACCAUCAUAACAGAAUUUUUGCUCAUGGGAUUCACUGAUAAUCAGGUGCUACAAGGACUCUAUGUUCCAUUCUUCUUCCUGAUUUACCUGACAGCACUGAUGGGGAAUCUCCUCAUUAUAAUUCUCACCACCACUGACCAGCGUCUCCAGUCACCCAUGUAUUUCUUCCUAAAGAAUUUGUCCUUGAUUGAUAUCUGCUACAUCUCUGUCACUGUGCCCAAAUCCAUCAUAAACUCUCUGACCAAAAGCCAUUUCAUCUCUUUCCUGGGAUGCGCCUCACAAAUUUUUCUUUUCAUUUUUUUGGCUGGCACAGAGUAUGCCCUCCUUAUAGUGAUGUCCUAUGACCGCUAUGUUGCCAUCUGCCAACCUCUGUACUAUGAGACAACCAUGAAUAGAGGCACCUGUCUGCAGAUGGUGAUAGCAUCGUGGGCUAGUGGGUGUGCCUAUGGAUCCAUUCAUGUUGCAGGCACAUUCUCUGUACCUUUCUGUGGGCCUUACAUAGUACAUCAGUUCUUCUGUGAUAUUCCUUCAGUGCUCACCCUUGCUUGUUCAGGAGAACAAAUUCUAGAAUAUGCGUUUGUCAUUGCUAGCUGUGCUUUUGCUUUUGUAUGCUUUCUUUUCCUGAUUGCCUCUUAUGUUUAUAUUUUUUCAGCUGUCCUGAGGAUUCCAUCUGCACAAGGCAGGUUCAAAACUUUUUCUACCUGUGUACCCCAUCUCACUGUAGUAAUAUUGUUUCUCUUUUCAGGUAUUGCCAAUUAUUUAGGGACUAAUUCUAAGUCUGCAUCGUCACUGAGUCUCUUCAUGUCUGUAUUAUACUCUGUAUUACCUCCCAGCCUGAACCCUCUCAUCUAUAGUCUGAGGAACAAGGAUAUGAAGGCAGCCCUAGGCAAAAUACUGGGUGGUAAAUUGCUACUAAAUAUAUAA